Sesamum indicum (sesame) is the source of this 1913-nucleotide messenger RNA. The record is from RefSeq and is a predicted model, not a curated record. NCBI's taxonomy places the organism in Eukaryota, Viridiplantae, Streptophyta, Magnoliopsida, Lamiales, Pedaliaceae.
UACAUUACUCUCUCUCUCUCUCUCUAUAUAUAUAUAUAUAUGUAUAUUUGUAGAGAGACAUCAUCUUUCCAUAAACAUUCCAUAUAUCCCAGACCCCAAGCAUGAUUCUGCUGCUUUCAUGUCUCCUCUGUCGUCUCUAAUUUGUAUUCCUUUCGAAUCAUACCUUCUCCAGUUAUUGAGUGAGAGUGAAUUAAUCAAAACUUCCGAGUUUUCCUCUUCCAUUUUCUGAGAAUUUUUUAGCUUCUGAUUGUGGAGAUUAUCAUCCAACACAUGCAGCCUGUGAGCAGAGAAUUUGGCGCCAUGAACAACAUUAACCCACUGCUAAACCAACACCAAAUCUCAUCAUCCCUUCAAGAAAUCCAACUACCCCAGAUGUUGGGGUCUUCCCACUUCGAUCCGCCCACGUCCAACGAUGAUUUUCUAGAACAAAUCCUCUCCUCCGUGCCUUCCGCCUCCUUCCCCUGGGCCGAAGACCAUGCUCCACCGCAUAUGGAGGAGCAACCGGCAGCGGUUUUGGCGUCGAAGCUGAGGCAGCACCAGAUCAGCAACGGCGCCCUUAAGGCCUUGAUGCUUCAGCAGCAAUUGUUGCUCUCCAGAGGCCUCCGCUCCCCCACCGGAGGAGCAGAUGAUGCCCUUCUUCCCAUGCCUCACGGCGACCAAAACGACGCCGUUGACGGCACCUCGUUCAAGUCUUCUAGCCUGCAGGUAAAUGAUGCAGCGGUUAAAGCUCUGUUCGAUGGUAAUUUCACGGGAUCCCUCUGUCAAACUUUAAAUCAACCUCAGCAUUUCCACCAUCCUCAGGUUUCAUCCAACACUUUCUUCUUCACAAGCCUCUUUAGCCACAUUAAUUACGUAUUAAUAACGAUAUUGGCAUUGCAGUUGCAGACCCAGAACUUGGGCACCGGCGGGGGAGCGGCGGCAAAUCAACCUGCUCGAAAGGUGAGGGCCAGGAGAGGACAGGCGACUGACCCCCACAGCAUAGCUGAAAGAUUACGGAGAGAGAGGAUUGCGGAGAGAAUGAAGGCGCUACAGGAGCUUGUACCCAAUGCUAAUAAGACGGACAAAGCCUCUAUGCUGGAUGAGAUCAUCGACUAUGUCAAAUUCCUCCAGCUCCAAGUCAAAGUUCUAAGUAUGAGCAGACUGGGAGGUGCAGCAGCUGUUGCCCCACUUGUUGCUGAUAUGUCCUCUGAGGGAAGGAGCGGGAACGGAACGGCGCAGACGGCGUCAACGUCAAACACCAAAGACGGCGGGGGGAUGACGGUGACGGAGCACCAGGUGGCGAAGCUGAUGGAGGAGGACAUGGGUUCCGCCAUGCAAUACCUUCAAGGAAAGGGCCUAUGCCUCAUGCCUAUUUCCCUCGCCACCGCCAUCUCCACCGCCACUUCUCACUCCCGAAAACCCCCCGCCGCCUCCAACCCACCCACUUCCCCCAGCAUGUCGGUCUUGACCGUGCAAUCCGCCACAAUAGGCGGAGGCGAACCCUGCCUCAGAGAAGCCCCGUCCGUCUCCCAGCCGUGAAGGCGUUGACUGUAUGGUUGACGCCCCCCACACUCCUUUGCUGAAUUGAAAAAGACAUGCGAAAGAGAGAGAAAAAGAAAAGAAGCUGGGGUCAGACAGUGAGAUAACAGACGGCGUCAAGUCUACCAAAAUAAGGGUCUGAUUUUUUAUUUACUUAACUAGUGCUUGUAAUUAUAUAGUUGAAAGAAAAGAGUGUAGGAGACGGCGCCGUAUUUGGGUAGACUUGGCUUCUUGAGUGCGGAGCUUUUAACUUUGAGCUAACAACCAACCACUGGCUAAUCCCAAUUGCUUCUGGAUUUGGUUGUUCCCCUUAUUCCGUUUUUGACUUUGCUACCUCUCUACUCUCAACACCUGUUUACGAAUAUCUUUGAAUAUGUUAUAUGUUGUAACACGUC